ACCGUCGGGUUAAAUGACUCCGUCAAGAGCUAUAACAACAGACACUUGUCCCGUUAGCUGCAUGAAAAAGGUGUCAACUCUCACUCGAAAUGGCUAAAUUAAAACAAAGUUAGGCCAUGGAACCAAAAGAGUUAAUGCAACGUUUCGAUACUCGCUCGCGCUUGUUGCUUGGAGCUCUCAUCUUGGGUUCAGCUGGAGUUUCUAAAGCGCUGAAAGUGUUCAAUCGACAGCGCAUUUCGGAUACUGAUUUCCCACUGCGAAAAAUACUGGUACGGCUGUGCGAAGAAGAACCCUGUUUAGAUAGGGAGAGCCAAGCGCUGACAUCAAAGCCGUUGGUGUGCUUGUUUCCUGCGUCAUUCAAAUGGAGUCUCUUGUCCUUUCUACACCUCGUACACACCAUCCUUCCAAAGGACUGCAUCCUCAGUUUGACAGGCUGUUUGAGCCGAGAGGAAAAUGCAGCUCCAUGGACUGCUUCCCUGGUAGGCCAGCUGCACCGAGACAUACGAGACGGAGGUAGCAGGGAGAUUCUGACUCCACAGUGCAAAACGAGUGUCAGAGAACUUUGUGUGCAGUUCAAGGGCACGGGUCGAAGUGGCGGAUGGUCCUCUUACUUCGCCAAAACAAAGAUCUGUGAAACGGACACAGUCCCCUCGAGUCAGUCACAGAAAAGGAAAAGUGGGGAAUUGGAUGUGGACUCUAGCCACGAAGGACAACAGAGCAAGAGGAUGAAGAUGGAACUGCCCACCUCUGGUGGUGGUGGUGGUGGUGGUGUAGGCCUAUUAGAGGAGGCUGCUGAAGAGAUGGAGGCGUCACCAUCCAAAGAGUCUCCUCAGGACCAAACUCCUGUUGAUGAUGCAGUAGCAUCACUGUUGCCUCCACCUGACUCCAGCUGUGUUAUCCUACCAGACCACAUUAAGGCUGCCGUUCCAGUAAUUAAGGAGCUUCUAGAGACUGAAAUGGAGUGGGAUCAAAGCACUGUGGCAGCCCUUGGAGUGCUGAAUGAAUGCGACCCUAUACAAGUGGACAUGCUAUGUGGGCUGCUGCAGCUGGACGAGGUGCCGGAGCAGCCCUUGGCCCAGUUCUGCUCCUGCCUGCUGGCCCUGUCUCCAGACCUCAGCCACAGCGUGGCCGCCGCCCUCAUCAGGAACCUGCUGCUCAACAAGGUGAUCAGUCUGUCAGAACCAGCCUCCCGGUGGUUGUCGUCGGCCGUGUCAUCAGUGUGCGCCCGCUACCCCAGGCCCAUGUGCCAGGAACUCAUCAAACCUAUUCUGGAGGGAGACCAGACAGGAACUGUUCAAGUUGAACUAAUCUGCAGACUUAUCGAGGACUCCCUUGAGCCCCAGUAUAGACUGCUGGUCUUUGGAAUGACUCUCUCUGGAUCCUGGAAUGAGAGUAUACUCUCAGUCAUCCACUGUCUUCUGGAGACUAGGUUGGAAUUGACAGAUGAAUGUUUCACACGGUUCACGAAUCAUCUCGGCAGUCAGUCGCCCAGUUUUGUCAAGUCCAUGAAGUUUGCCAAGAUGCUGCUCACAGUGCUGACCAAAUACCAAAGCCAUAUUAAAGGUGGAUGCAGACACACUCUAUCCUGCUGUCUAGAUGCUAACGGAACAUUUCUGAAGAAAUCCCUUCAGGCGGCGCUCAAACGGAUUUCCCACUAAUGAGGGACCUCAAGUAGAAACUAGCGCAUUGACAACCGAUGGAUACUUUAACUCUUGAAAUUAACACUAAGGAUAAAUAUAAUGUAUUUAUAGUAAAAAUGAUAGUGUUUAAAUGGGGUUUUAUUGCAUUAUCAGCUGCAGGCCUACAUAAAUGCCUGCUGUUACACUGUCGUGCUGUGUACAACUGUUUUCUGUCCUUGCUGUCUUAACUCCCUCCCACCCCCAUAUACCUCCCUCUCAGAAUAGCAACCCAUUCAUAGAUUAUGGGGGUUUGUUAUUUAAUAAUACACAGAGGACGUUUCACAAUUAUUUUUGGUGAUCCACAAAUAUUUCACUGUCCACAUGACUGUAUUUAUCUGUUCUGUGCAAAUUCAUAUCCACAAAAAUACAAAGUGAAUUAUACUUUAUGUUUAGGUUUUGUGCAUUUGUUGAUCGUGUCCAUUUGUGGCUUGUGUCAUUUGUGAUUUUCUUUUUAUUUAUUAUGCAGAUUUGUCCAAUGAUCAAGUAAUAUCCACAGAAAUACAGGGCAUUUUGCAAAUAAUUAUGCAUAACUCAGUACAGUGCUGGGAAUGAAGAAACAUUUCUUGCCACCCCUGGUUGAGUAAAAAGAGGUCUUUUUUUACGUCCUUAAGGUCACCAUCUGAUAUGAUUUUAUCAUAACCUUUCAAUGAAAACAAUACCGUAAUUUCCAGACUAUUAGCCGAGGCUUAUACAUUGAUUUUGCAAAAUUUCUUCAGCUAUGAGGUUAAUACAGGGGGGCAGUAAAUAUGGUGUUAAUAUGGUUUUGUUUCUUUUGACUGGCAUAAAACACUGUCCUGCGGCUUAUACACAAUGUGGCUUAUAUGCGGGAAAUAACUGUAAGGGGAAAUCCAGCCUUGAAGUGAAGCAAAUUUACUCUUGAGAAAAAGGAACAACAGAUUAGAUUUUUGGGGUUUGAUUGACUGAUUGAUUGAUUGAUUGAUUAUUAAUUGGGUAGCAUUUUUGUUUAAACAGUUCGGAGAAUAAUGCUAUUCUGUAUGAUACUGUAUUCUGUAUGAUACUCUGUA
This is a messenger RNA of Sardina pilchardus (European sardine), 2704 nucleotides long. It is a transcript of the gene fance, whose product is annotated as FA complementation group E. Gene Ontology annotation, biological process: interstrand cross-link repair. The transcript is spliced from 10 exons. Gene Ontology annotation, cellular component: Fanconi anaemia nuclear complex. Lineage: Eukaryota; Metazoa; Chordata; Actinopteri; Clupeiformes; Clupeidae. The coding region runs from base 117 to 1658 and encodes 513 amino acids. The record is from RefSeq and is a predicted model, not a curated record.